UAACUGCUAUGAAAACAAUUAACUUGUUCUCAGGCAGUGUGUCAUUGAUGUCAUCUUUUGCAAUCUCCUUCUUCACAAAUGUCUAUGAAUAGACUGGUGCGGGGUGUUCCCAUGCAUAUGUCUAAAUGAUCUCCACCUGAGCACGAGUUUAUACACUGGUGUCGAGUUAAUGGCUAAACUGUAUUUGUAAUUUUCUCCCCUGGGUCGGGUUGUGAUUUCACUCUGUUGAUUGGUAUAAAACAUGAAGACUCACAAAGGAUAAUGUUUUGUCCUACUUCCUCACCAAUCCAUGAAAUCACUCAAAAUCAUUUAUUGAAUUUUACUUAAUAAUGACUAAACAUAGCACCUGUAUACACACAAUGAUGACCAUUACUCAUUUAGGGAAGCCUACACAAGGCAAGCAGUUACCUAGCCCUUUUAUAAAUGUAUAGCAAUACCAAAGCUAGACAACAUGGAGAAAUGAUAUUAUCAAAUACUAAAAAAUAUAAUGGUGCUAUAAUUAGUAAUACUUUAAUUAAACAUGUAAUGAUUAUUUAUAUUGUACGAUUCAGUAGUUUGCAAACCGCUUGCAUAAUGAUUCUCAAAUUUAGUCAGUGUCUGUAUUUUCCUAUAUUGCAUGCAUGUACUGAGCAUAAUACACUCUGUGAGCACUUCAUUCGGUAUUUAUUAGACAUAUUUUUUAGACUUAUUAGUCUUCCGCUCACCGUAGCCUAUCCACUUUGAGGUUUGAUGCAUUGUCUAUUCAGAGAUGCUCUUCUGCAUACUGCUGCUGUAAUGCGUGGUUAUUUGCGUUACUGUCACCUUCCUGUCAGCUUUGACUCAUUAACAAUAAGUUAUGUCCCACAGAACUGUUGUUCACUGUUUCACACCAUUGUCUGCAUUAUCAAACUCUAGAGACUGUUGUCCGUGAAAAUUUCUGAGAUACUCAAACCACCCUGUCUAGCACCAAAAAUCAUUCCAUGGCCAAAGUCACGUAGAUUGCAUUUCUCCCACAUUCUGACAUUUGAUCUGAAUUUUGUUUCUGCCACGAUUGGCUGAUUAAAUAUUUGCAAUAACAAGCUGAUGUAUAGAUUUACCUAAUAAAGUGAUCACUGAGUGUAUAUGUUACCCACUGUUCAAAUGAGAUAAUCAGUUUGUUCAUUCUGAUUGAAAUGCGUAAAAAAGACUCCAGCCAGCUAUUCUCUGCUUUUGCAGUUUAUAUAGGAGUUUAUGGUGUGAACAAGGUGUUAGAUAUAAUCUUGUGCAGAACACAGGAAAUCCGUUUCCUGACAAUUAACAACUGAAUUGAACCACAGACAGUGAGAGAGCAGUCAUGAAUUUGUAUCUCUUACACUUGAUGAACCUUAGUGAAUUUUGUACCCAGUAAAAACACAACUAGGAAAAGUAAUCAUCAUGCUUUCCCAUCCACAUGUUUAGCAGCUGGCCGUACCUUUGAGCAAUGGCUAAACGUGAACCCCGCAUGCACACAAUGCAUAUGAAGAAGAAAAUCACUCUUUGUGGGUGGCUGGGUAGUAUAAUGGGUAGAAAGAACUGCAAUUGUGACCUGAAGGUCACAGAUUAAAUUCCCAGAUUGGUCACUGUCAUUAAGUGAGGUACUUAAGGUCAAGAACUACAGGUUUGGGGUUUUGAGCUCCAUAUACCAAUUCUGAGGUAUUCUGAUAUCAUGCUUCAUUAUUCCCCUAGUUUAGUAAAAAUACUCAUCAUGUUAUUUUUGAUUAUUAUUUGCCACUUAUACCAUGUUCACAUAGCACAUGGCCUGUAGCGUAGUGGUUAAGGUAAAUGACUGGGACACACAAGGUUGGUGGUUCUAAUCCCUGUGUAGCCACAAUAAGAUCCACACAGCCAUUGGGCCCUUGAGCAAGGCCCUUAACCCUGCAUUGCUCCAGGGGAGGAUUGUCUCCUGCUUAGUCUAAUCAACUGUACAUCGCUCUGAAUAAGAGCGUCUGCCAAAUGCCAAUAAUGUAAUGUAAUUUCAGCCAUUUUCUCAAAAUGAUAUAUUUUCUAUACUUCAGGCAGGUAUCUCAACUUUAAAAGUAGCUAUAGCCACAUAAUUUCAAAUACAACUAAACGCUUUAAAAAGUUGCAAAUACAGAAACAUUUUGUGAUAUGUUUUGUUAUUUUCAUUUUACGUGCUAUCCUGAAAUGGAUCAGCCCUUGUUAUGCAUAAUCGAUCUAAAUGAACCUUCUUUGCGGACAAAUAGUCAUCUGGAACAAUCAAAAAUAUGUCCCUGAAAAAAAAAAAAAAACUGAAAACCCCAGAAAGUGAACUAUCCCUUUAAUGCAGAGCAGAAACAUGGGGUCACUGGGAAGCCUGUGGGAGAGUGAUGACUGAUGACUUUGAGCAAUAAUCCUAUAAAACAAAUGCCCUGGUAGAAUGCAUAGAAAACAUCAGGUAAAUCUGGUUGAAGCACUAGAACAGUUGUGAUGUACUUAAUGACCUUGUGUGGUUGUAAAUCAGUUAGUCGUGACGCAAUUAUAAUGUGGGUGUUUUUCACAUUUGAACAAGAUGAUGAUGUCUUUCUUCCGCUCUCCGCUCUUCUUUAUUUCCGUAGUCAUGGAAACGACUGUGCUGGAUUCCACAUUGGUUGGAGCUCUUCUUGUGGUGCCUGUUGUCCUCCUGACAGGACUGUGUUUGAGCUGCAGAAAACACUCACACACUUCCAUCCAGCAGAAUUAUGAUGUUGAUGAUGACACUCAGUAUUUUCCAGCAGGAUCCGGAGGAUUUCGUAUAGUGCGACCUGCAGCCGCCUAUCAUUGGAUGCCCAGUUCUCCCUGCCUCCACCAAUCCCUUCAACAUGAGUGAGAGCUCGGGACACUCCUCCCACCUUCUGUCUCCCAUUUCUCCCCUCUUGCACCAGAGUCGCCACUCCUCCUUCGUUCCAACUGAAGAUGGGAGUAUUCCCAGCUAUGAGAACCAGGAAUCGCCUCAUGGUGUCUAUGUUGAUGACAAAGAAGAUGAUGAUGCACCAGGGUACAUAGAGGUGCUGCCAGAUCCCCCUGUCUGCAAGUCUGUGUGUGCAUCCCAUCAAAGCCUUGCAUCUGUACAGAGCUCAGGUACUGGUGAAUUGGACUAUGUAAACGUGGAUUCUGAUACAGCGAGUGAGAAGAAUUAUAUCAAUGUGAAAGAUGAGCCUUUUGGACUAUUUCCAGAUGAUAUCCUAGCCAGUCUCCCAGCUUGUGCCAUCAAGCCCCUCCAGCUGGUCCAGAAUGCUGCAGCCCGCCUGAUCACCAGUCGGCCCAGAUCGGCUCAUGUCACCCCACUCCUCAUUGGCCUCCACUGGCUUCCUAUUGCCACACGCAUCCGAUUGAAGGCCCUAGUGUUGGCAUUUCAGGCUGCUAAGGGGACUGCCCGACCUUACACGGUCGAGCUGCACGUUCACGCCUGUUUUCCGUUCCGGUUCCUCAGUGGUGGAAUGACUUGCCUACCACUGUCAGGACAGCAGAAUCCCUCCCCCUAUUUCGACGCAGACUAAAAACACUCCUUUUCAAACUGUACCUGAGUCCUACCUCCUGAUUUACCCCCCCUUUCUGAUAUCCUUAUCCCUCUUGUCUAACCCCAAAAAAAUAAUUGCACUUAUGACCGCUGUAUGUUUAGAAGAGCACUUCAUGUGUUUUUUACUAGUUAUGGAUGUGUUGCUUGUUAGUCGCUUUGGAUUAAGCAUCUGCCAAAUGACUAAAAUGUAAAUGUAAAUGAUAUUUUGCCAUAAUAUAAUGGACCACACAGACCUUUUUAUUUCUGGUAAUGAAUUCACCAAAAAUGUACAUUAAAAAAACUCAAAAUCUUUUCAAAUACAAUGCCACAGUUACUCACAAAUGUCAACAGAGAUCCAAUUCACAUUUUACUCCAGAACUAUUUAUUCUAUUGCAAGCAGAAGAACACCAGUAUUGUUAAAUAUUUUUUGGAAAAACUUUGUCACAUCUCAGUGAAACUAUCUGGAUGUAUAGUAUUAUAGGUAAGUGGACACAUACUUAAUUUCAUUUUUGGAUGAACAUCCUAUUUGAGGCAACUAGCCACUGAACCAAGCAGGAACUGAAGAUGGCCUGGCAGAGCAUCACCAGAGAAGAUGGCACCUGAUGAUGUCAAUGGGUCACAGACACUUAUUGCAUGCAAAGAAUAUGUGAUAAACAUGACUACUUUCAUUUACAUAACAUUAAUGGUGCCCUGAAAUGAGGGAGAGGGGAUAUGUGUAUAAACUGUUUUCAGUUCUUCAAAUAAAUGCUGUAACUAAUAUAAGUUGAGAAUGUGCACUUAAAGCACCAGCAAGACCCCUCUGUUCUGCUACUUUGUGCCAUCUGGCGCCUCCCCCUCGCCACACCUGCACUUCUCGCUCAUGACUGCUGUCUGUCCUGGUCCCACGGUGGUGGAAUGACCUCCCGGUGGAUGUCAGAAUGGCAGAGUCUCUGACCACUUUCAAGGGCAGACUGAAGACUCAUCUCUUCAGUCUACACCUUUCCCUCCCUAACUCACCACCAUGAUUAGCCUUAUAUAUGCCAUAGACUAUAAUUGCACUUAUAUAGUUGUAUAGAUAUUGUUGUUUUUUUUUCUAUUAGCUAUUGUAUUGUUGUACUCGGGGUA
Messenger RNA from Conger conger (European conger), 4576 nucleotides. Its product is annotated as linker for activation of T-cells family member 1-like. The record is from RefSeq and is a predicted model, not a curated record. Gene Ontology annotation, biological process: signal transduction. The transcript has 12 exons. Gene Ontology annotation, cellular component: membrane. NCBI's taxonomy places the organism in Eukaryota, Metazoa, Chordata, Actinopteri, Anguilliformes, Congridae. The coding region runs from base 2796 to 3473 and encodes 225 amino acids.